UCAAGAUGUAGUAAUCGGUCUGUAACUCUGCAACAGGCAUUUCUCAGAAUAGCAUAGGAAAGUCUUGAGUCCAUCAUUGCUUAUUUUCAAUGGUUGUUUGUAUUGUUGUGCUUUUAUAUCAAUUCUCUAUUGAUUCGAGUAUGGAAAACGACACCCAUAAGCUACUAGUCCGUUUUGAGAAACGCCUUUGUUUUUAUGAAUUACUGGGUUUACCAAAAGUGAAGAUUUGUCUAAAAGAAUAUGUAAGUCGUAAGAGUGAUAGUGUUGAAGCCAGUAUUGCUGCUGUUUCUGAAAGGCAUCUAUUGCAAAUCGUCUUUGGUCCUUAUAUAGUUGAAGAGGAGGGUAACAUUAGUAGUACGGUGUGAAUGGGAAACAAUGCGACUUGUGUGAAACAGUAUUUGCCUUUUCAAGAGUGCUGCUGAUCUGUUUUUUUCCCAACACACUGAAGAUCAUGCUGUUGAAAGUAGUGGUAGUUGUAGCUGUCAAAAAGUGAAAAGGAGACUUCACAUUUUGUACAAACAGCUUGCGGUUGGAUAGUAUACAAAGUAGCUCUGAAAGAAACUCAUGAAGGAUUGGUUGAACUUCUACAAUGUUACACAAGUGUACACAUUGAUAUCAUCGUGUCCGACUAGAGUUUUUGGUUUGACUCUGAAGAUAAAGUGCAGCUUUUGGUAUACAAUUCCUAGAAAGCAUACGCAGACGAACAAAUUGGUUUGCACAUUGACACGAACCUAAAACAUUAUUCGAUUAUCACAGCAAAAUCAAACCAUUCGCCACUACUUGAAAUUCAACCAGAACAGCAACAACAACAAAUAUGAGCCCAAGCCUAGUGCAGUAUGGCAUAGUCAACAAUUCUACAAAGAGAAUGAUUCCUGCUUCUAUCUUUUACUGUUUUCUUCGUUGUUGGCAUGAGCGGACAAUUGUCAUUGUUUUAGUUACUUGGAAUUGUAAAAAGACAACAAUAACGACAACAAGAAAAAGCCAUAGUGUAUUGGUUAGUAGUAUAUGGAAUAUUAAUAAUAGUUUUUGUCAUAAAAGUACGAAUUUGACC
Molecule: messenger RNA, 1051 nt
Organism: Galdieria sulphuraria
Lineage: Eukaryota; Rhodophyta; Bangiophyceae; Galdieriales; Galdieriaceae
Exons: 2
Coding region: 141-365 (74 amino acids)
Source: RefSeq, a predicted model, not a curated record